Messenger RNA from Asparagus officinalis (garden asparagus), 694 nucleotides. Its product is annotated as tryptophan synthase alpha chain-like. Gene Ontology annotation, cellular component: cytosol; chloroplast. Gene Ontology annotation, biological process: L-tryptophan biosynthetic process. The record is from RefSeq and is a predicted model, not a curated record. Gene Ontology annotation, molecular function: tryptophan synthase activity. The coding region runs from base 142 to 453 and encodes 103 amino acids. The transcript has 4 exons. NCBI's taxonomy places the organism in Eukaryota, Viridiplantae, Streptophyta, Magnoliopsida, Asparagales, Asparagaceae.
AUAGUUUCUACACGACAAGCGGAUUAUGUGAACACCAACGAACUUGCGAGGUCAUGGGGUUCUUGAACAUAUCAUCUGGUUAACUUUCACGUCGUUUUUAUGUAGGUGCUGCUUACAACUCCAACUACUCCCUCGGAACGAAUGAAGGCAAUUGUUGAAGCUGCGGAAGGAUUCGUAUACCUUGUGAGCUCUGUUGGGGUCACCGGUGCCCGAUCAUCAGUAAGUUCACGUGUUGCAUCUCUCUUACAAGAAAUCAAAGAGGCAUCAAACAAACCUGUUGCUGUAGGAUUUGGCAUAUCGGAACCCGACCAUGUGAAGCAGAUAGCGAGUUGGGGAGCAGACGGCGUGAUUGUUGGAAGUGCACUGGUGAGGAUUUUAGGAGAGGCAAAAUCCCCUGAAGAAGGCUUGAAGAAGCUAGAAUCCUUCACUAAGUCUCUCAAAGCUGCACUCUGAGCACAUCCGUGGAGAAGUUGUAAUAUCUUAUAGCAUCUGUUUUCUGUUAUUUGAAACGGCAGCAAGUUGUCGCUUGACUUUCUGGCAUAAUGUAGGUCACAACUUGAGGUGUUUCCUUCUGAUGCCUGGUGACUGAAUAUUGCAAGGAAGAAAGAAAAGAAGAAAAAAAUGUGUUAUGCUUCUUGGUUGUUUCAGAAUUGUUUUUUCAAAGUUUCCCUUGAGUCGUCUUAGUAUCCCUACU